GGGGGAAAUGUAUUGUUUGAAAACGAAUGAAGACGAGUAUUAAUAAAAAAUGGAAUAUUCAAAUGAUACAAUUAAAAUUAUUUUUAAAAAGAGAUUUUUUCUUGUUUUAGCUGGCCAAGGUUUAAACCAGACCCGGGAAAUCAAUGCCCGUCGCAUCUACUCUGGCUCCAUCCAUGCCGAGCAGGCAAGGCGCUGAAUUGCCCGGCAUCUCUCGGAGGCUCCGGGGCUGCCUUAGUCGAUCACAUGGUGGGAACCGGAAAGCAAGAAACCAGCGUCCUUAGGAAAUGGAAACCACGCCAGGUUUUUAAAUGCUGGGUGUUGGUAGAAAAGGACAGUCUGAUUCUACUGAUCUAAAAAAAACAAACCUUGCAUAUUAUGAAGGCGAUCAAAAAGACUCUGUGACAGUCGUGCAAGAAACUGCAGCUGCAUCGGAGGGACCUGCUACAUCAGAGGGAUCUGCUGCACCGGGAAGCAAGUGAUCCAGUCUGCUGACAUAGAAAAAGAUACAAAUCAAAAAGAACUCAAAAUAGAGGCAGAACAAAAAAGAAAAAUCUACCCAAGUCUGCAUUCAUGUAAUCAUAACAUAAUGGAUCCCAAUGUGACACUCUAAUAUUAUCAGAUAAACCAUUACGAAAUCUUUAAAUCACUGACUUCUGUCCACCAGCUUUAAAUCGCCUUUACUGGAAAAGUUGAUCCCUUGGGGAUCCCCUGUUGAUCCCCUGGGGAUUUGGGAAAGGAAAAUGGAGGCGGCAGCAGUGGUUCAGGCACAAGUGGUCUUUGAGGAUGUAGCUGUAUAUUUCACAGAAGGCCAGUGGGCUUUGCUGGAUCCGAGUCAAAGAGCUUUAUACGAGGAUGUCAUGCAGGAGAAUUAUGAGAACGUGGCUUCCUUAGCAGGGUUUCCUGUUCUGAAACCUGACUUGAUCUCCCGGCUUCAGCGAGGGGAAGAGCCAUGGGUCCUGGAUCAGCCAGUCUUGGAAGGAAAUGAUGUUCCCUGGGAUUACCAUUUAGGAUUUCCUGAUGUGAUCAUAAAGCUAGAAGAAGAAGAGUCACGGAUCCCGAGACUCCAGGAAAAAAACAAAGCUUUCUUGAGUGCCUCUUCAGGGCCUGUGAAGGAUGAGGAGGAGAAUCUUCUGUCACAAGACCUAAAGCAAGUGGAAUUCAGUGGACUUUCACUAGGAAUUGUUGAAGGGAGAAUUUUCAGUUGCCCCAGAAAGGCAGUUACCUGUGAGAAUCUGUACUGCGCAGAGGAGCAGGAGGGAAUCCACGGGGUAAAGAGACAAGGAAAAAUGUUACCUGAGAAAAGUGAUACCAAAGUAGAGAAACAAAAGAGGAUUAAAGAGUCUGGGAAGAAGCACAGCUGGGGCUCUGUCACUUGUGUGCCGAAAAGAAACCAUACCAGAGAGAGAUGGUAUAAAUGCUUUCAGUGUGGAAAAAGCUUCCACCGGCAGUCUCUCCUUAUUGUGCAUGAGAGAAGGCAUGCAGGAGAGAAACCAUACAAGUGUUUUGACUGUGGGAAAGGCUUCAGUCAAAGGACAACCCUCAUUAAUCACGAGAGAAUUCAUUCAGGAGAGAAGCCGUAUAAAUGCUCCAUCUGCGGGAAAAGCUUUAGCCAGACAGCAAACCUAACUAAACAUGAAAUCACUCAUACAGGUGAGAAACCAUAUACCUGCUCAGUCUGUGGGAAAAGCUUUAGCCAAAGGUCCUAUCUUAUCAGCCAUGAAGGAAGCCAUACAGGAGUAAAGCCAUUUUCAUGCUCAGUCUGUGGGAAAAGCUAUUACUGGAGAUCACUUUUUAUUGAACAUGAGAGAACCCACAUGGGACCAAAACCAUAUACAUGCUCAGACUGCGGCAAGAGCUUCAAUUGGAGAAAUCACCUGUUUAUUCAUAGAAGGAGUCAUACAGGAGAGAAACCAUAUAAAUGCUCCGACUGUGGGAAGAGCUUCAGUCAGAGUUCAGCCCUUUUUGCUCACGAGAGAACCCACUCAGAAGAGAAACCUUACAGAUGCUCAGACUGUGGCAAAAGCUUCAAGCAGAGAUCCAACCUCACGACUCACGAGAGAACUCAUACAGGGGAAAAACUGUAUGCCUGCUCAGUCUGUGGGAAGAGCUUCAGACAAAAGGCAACUCAUCUUAGGCAUGAAAAAAUCCACACAGAGGAAAAACCUCACGCUUGCGCAGUCUGUGGUAAAAGCUUCAGCCAUAAAACAAACCUUAUUACCCAUGAGAGAAUCCAUUCCGGAGAGAACCCCUAUAACUGUUCUGAAUGUGGAAAGCAGUUCAGUGACAGUUCUAGCUUUAUUAUGCACAGGAUAGCCCACACAGGGGAGAAACUGGGUAAAUGCUCCAGGUGUGACAAAACCUUCAUUAAAAGAUCGCAGCUACUUACCCAUGAAAGAACCCAUACUGGGGAGCCACAUAAAUGUUCAUUCUGUGGCAAAAGCUUCACGCACAUAUCAAACUUGAAUAGACAUGAGAGGACCCACACUGGAGAGAAACCAUAUUCAUGUCCUGACUGUGGUGAAAGCUUCAGUCAGAAGUCACAGCUUGCUACACACGAGGCAACCCAUACAGGAAAAACCCCAUAUAUGUGCUCAGUCUGUGGUAAAAGUUUUAAUCAACGAUCUAGCCUUGUUGCCCACGUGAGAACUCACACUGGAGAGAAACCUUAUGGAUGUCCAGACUGCAGUGAAAGCUUCAAUCAGAGAGCAAACCUCACUAGACACAGGAGAACCCAUACAGGAGAGAAACCAUAUCCUUGCCCAGUCUGUGGGAAAAGUUUCAGUCAGAGUUCGACACUUAGAAGGCAUGAAAAGAUUCAUACAGGAGAGAGGCCACAUUUGUGUUCCAUGUGUGGUAAAAGCUUUAUUCGUAAAACAGAUCUUCUCAGGCAUGGGCAAAUCCAUUCACAACAGGACAGGUUGUAAGCUAGACGUUUUACAGAUUAUGUAUAUUGUGGCAAAACAGACCCACAUAUUAUGAGGAAAAUGUCCGUCACUCUUUUCUAUAAAACCAGAGAAACUUUUAAGAAGAAAAUUAAUCAAAGACGGUUCCUGAUAACACGUUCAUGGGAAAGGGACAAAUGAACACACAGUGGAAUUUUUUUUAAAAUCUACCUUUUUAAUAUCUAUUGACAGUAAAACCAAAAUCUCCUUGGGAUGAGGAGGAAAUAAAAUAAUAAAUUAAUUGAGA
Sphaerodactylus townsendi is the source of this 3189-nucleotide messenger RNA. Its product is annotated as zinc finger protein 883-like. Gene Ontology annotation, cellular component: nucleus. The transcript is spliced from 7 exons. Gene Ontology annotation, biological process: regulation of transcription by RNA polymerase II. The coding region runs from base 741 to 2924 and encodes 727 amino acids. The record is from RefSeq and is a predicted model, not a curated record. NCBI's taxonomy places the organism in Eukaryota, Metazoa, Chordata, Lepidosauria, Squamata, Sphaerodactylidae. Gene Ontology annotation, molecular function: RNA polymerase II cis-regulatory region sequence-specific DNA binding; DNA-binding transcription activator activity, RNA polymerase II-specific.